GCGUGACAGCCUUUAGUACUUAGCUACCAACAACUCACACCGCCCACGGCCAGUACAACACGCAUCUUUCCUUUACUCUGCUUGCAUUCCCUUUUUUAUUCUACCGCUCCCGAAAUGAUUGCGGCAUUUCGCUCGAGAGACCACCUUCAUCUUUGAGAGCCCAACAUGCUGCAUUCGCUUCUGGAGCGCUUAGCAUUCCGGGCGGACCACAGACAUAUCCCGACAUCACUACAUCAUGGGCCGACUCGGUGACAUUUCGCCUCAAGGCAGCAUCGCUAUUGGAAUCAUCGUCGGCCUCCUCUCCACCUCGAUCCAAAGCCUUGGCCUGACCCUGCAGCGAAAGUCACAUAUCAUCGAAGAUGCCAAACAUCUCCCAGAGACACGGCGGCCGCCAUAUAAAAGGAGGAAAUGGCAGCUAGGGAUGUUUAUGUUCCUGAUAUCAAACCUGGUCGGCAGCACCAUUCAAAUCACGACGCUACCCUUGCCAGUCCUCUCUACACUUCAGGCGUCAGGCCUCGUCUUCAAUACCGCGUUUGCGACACUGUUACUUGGCGAGCCGUUCACUUACUUCUCGCUCGUGGGCACGAUCUUGACUUGUUCCGGCGCAGCACUCAUAGCCACGUUUGGGGCCAUUGCAGAACCGGCGCAUAAUCUGCGGCAGUUGCUGGAACUCCUUCAUCAACGAGAUUUCAUUAUAUGGAUGGUGGCGACCAUGGUCGUGGUCGUGGCUACGAUUCUGUUCGCUCACGCCCUCAAGAUCUGGUCGUCUCACAAACACCUCGCACAGACUCUCCCCAAAUCCGAAAGGCCUCGAUCCGUGUCGACUACUUCAGGACGUCCUCCUACGUUGAAUCGCUCCUUCACCGCUCAACUACCCCAGCCAGUGAGGGUUAGGGUGAGUCGUAUGCGAUUGACACGAGGAUUGUGCUACGCUUUGAUAUCUGGCAUCCUAUCCGCUCAUUCUCUCCUGGUCGCAAAAUCGGCGGUCGAGCUGCUUGUGCGCACAAUUAUCGACCAUAAGAACCAGUUCGACCGCUUUCAAUCUUGGCUUAUCCUCCUUGCACUACUAUUCUUUGCUUUGACACAGUUGUAUUACCUACAUCUCGGUCUUCGUCUUUGCAGCACCAGUGUACUAUACCCCUUCGUUUUUUGCAUUUAUAACAUCAUAGCCAUCGUGGACGGCUUGAUCUACUUCCAGCAAGCCUCGAGGCUCAGUGCUCUCCAUGCCGGUCUUGUGGCAUUGGGCACGGCCAUACUACUUUCCGGCGUUUUGGCAUUGUCCUGGAGACUGGAUGACACCACGCCCGAAGAAUCAAUCCACUCAGCGCUUCCGCCCCCGACGCCUCUAACGCCUGGCAUGGGACUGGUACAGUCACCGACAGAUGAAAGACCUCCAUUACUUCCCUCAAACCGAACGCGGAGUUCCACAUCUGCUUCCCGGCCUUCUGCAGACGAGGAAACCCCUCUCCUGGUGGAAGGGGCUCUCCCAUCGACAUUUUCCCUUCAAGCCCCACCGGGCAACAAGACAAGGCGGAUUUGGGCAGAAUUGGACGAUGAGGAGCAACAGCAUAACGAUUACCUGGCGUCUUUGCCCUCGACACGGCCCGCUUUCAUGACACGCGCUAGCCAAUCCCAUCACCGAGGCGAGUCCGUUUCCUCACAGGCUCUCACAACAAGCACCCGACCCAGUUCGUCAGGGUCACAUGUUGACCGGAACGAAGAUCAGAAUGAGACUUCUGCUGGAACCGAUCCAAAUAUUGGACAAUCACACCGACGGCGCAGUGGUGCGGCCCUGUCUACGCUCGCGGCAGAUGCCUUGGACGAGACAGCCUCUCGGUCCCAGCUGCAAACAAGGCCGAGAAGCACUUCUAUACGGUUUGCUGAGCAGCAGGAGAGCCAUCGUGACCGGGGAAGCCGACCUUCUCCGAAAAGAAUAAGUCGCAGUCGCUUUGAUCAGCCCACGAAUGAAAGCGAAGGCUGAUUUCGUUGUCAAGAGGAUCUUGUUUUAGAUCGACGCUGGGUAAGAGGUCCCGUUUCUGGGACGUAAAUAGGGCGCAACUAGAGGAUACGGUAGCGAGUGCAAGUGGUUGCUCAGUGCAUCCAGCAUAGAGUACACGAGCGGUAGAUUUGGACCAAUAUAACACAUCGUUAUAUGACCCACUCGAGACGAGCACAAUGAACAGCGAUCAGUUGCCAUAAUGAAUGUACAAUGUGUCAAGUCUGUACGAGUAAUCUCCCAUCCAUCCAUUCCUGCUUGCUACG
Exophiala dermatitidis NIH/UT8656 is the source of this 2262-nucleotide messenger RNA. RefSeq lists its product as uncharacterized. The transcript is spliced from 2 exons. Gene Ontology annotation, biological process: magnesium ion transport. Gene Ontology annotation, cellular component: membrane. The record is from RefSeq and is a predicted model, not a curated record. The coding region runs from base 236 to 1981 and encodes 581 amino acids. Lineage: Eukaryota; Fungi; Ascomycota; Eurotiomycetes; Chaetothyriales; Herpotrichiellaceae. Gene Ontology annotation, molecular function: magnesium ion transmembrane transporter activity.